AUGGACCGACAAGGCCAAGCAGAGAUUCGCGACAUAUCGCGCGAAUGCGAUCAGCUAUUCACACGUUUUGUCCAGAGGAAUCGACCUGGACGCGUCGCUAUCGAGACUUCUCAACAGCGGUUCUGGGCUUGGUUACACACCUUCAAUGUCUUCUCGAAACAGAACUUGCCACUCGACUCUCAGCUCCAUGGGGAGCAGAGAUUCCAGACCCAACAGCUAGUGCUGCUUCUUCUUGGGGUAUUAAAACAGAAUCUCCUUCUCGCACUGCUGCCUAUACAAGACACCAAGAAGAUGGGUGCGUCGGACAAGAGUGCCACUACUCCUUGCGAUACAUCAAGUGCGCUUGAUAUCGCUCUGUUCGGCAUCGAUGGAUCGCUCAAGAGACUUGAAAAGAUGGUCUUCAUGAUCCAUACAAACGGUGUAGGUAGCCUCGCAAGACGGGUAUUUGCGUACGCCGGUGAAAAGCGAGACAGGCAGUUUGAGAAGCAUGUAGCUCACGUGCUUCAAUCCGGGUUCCAGCCUGUUAUUCCUUCUGGGCUCGGAAAACUCCUCUUUGCCUCUCUUCUACACCGCCACUAUCGAAUCCUUCACGAGCGCAAGAGGGACCGGACAAAUGAGUCCCGCGAGAAGAAAUCUCUCGAAUCAUUGGUAGAGUCUAACACCCCGCAAGAGGUAUUUUCAGCUAGACAUGCCCUUCAAACAUCUCGCGAAUUUCGUAGGCACCUCACGAUUGACACAAAAACCCACACCAACAAACCCCGAAGCAUUAGCCAAACUGGUUACGGGUCCACGCUAGAACAGAGGCUGUCCGCUCUAGACCAGUAUAUGGCGGUUUCUUCGGUAUCCAAAACUGGACAUGUACAAUACCCCAAGGCCCCAGCCCUCACCCCUGGACAGAAGCAAGCCGUUUGUCCGAUCUGCGAAAAACCAUGUGACGCCGAGGUGUUUCGAGGAGGAAAAUGGAGGCAAGUAGCUAGUGGAUCAGAUCUCCUAUGUGCACCACAAGCUGACAGGAACCUUAGAUCUCAUGUGGACCAAGACUUGAAGCCCUACGUAUGCAUUUCUCAGAACUGCAGCAAGAACUUGCUAUUCUUUGCCGACAGUACAUCUUGGAUCCAACACAUGAGGCAAGUACACACGGCCAUGUGGAUUCGUCACCUUCACAAUGAUGUUGAGUGGAAGUGCGCGUUGUCCCAUCCCGGAAAUGCCCUCUACAGCUAUCCUACCGAGGACGGCCUAUUGGAGCAUAUGAAAGCCGAGCACAAGGGCCUCUACAAGAAUGAUGAAGAACUACGGAACCUCGCUGGUAGCGGUCGUGUUCCCAUACCUCGGCCCCUGAAUGUUUGCCCGAUCUGCGGAGAUGAACACAAACACACCAGCCAUCAGGCCGACGAUUCCGGAUAUGGGUCGAAUUUUGAAACCUCAACGCAUGAGAAGCGCUCCAUUCUCCCCUCGGGUCAAUUAGAGAGAAAGAAAUUACCUUCUGAAUCUAGGGCUGGAUUCGCUGUCACACAAGAGACCCGUCAUCAUCAACAGGUGGAGAGGUACAUCGAAAAGCAUCUGAAAGCUCUUGCGUACUACUUUUGCCACUACCUUAUCGAGUCUCCUGAUGCUAAAGACAACUGGAAUGAGGAUCUGGCUUCUCUUCCUGAGUCUUGGGACCCCCCUACACCCCCACCUGGUGAAACUCCUGGUCAGUAUGGAAAGGACGGGAAAUGGUACAAUAGAUGGAAAGACAGAUGGGGAAGAAAACGUAGGCUUUGGGAAACCCUCGACGACGAUAAUGACCAGCUCUGGAGAGGCGAAGUGACUCCUUUAAUUUCGUGGGCUCACGAGAGCUUGAGGGAAGGCCCAUACCUUCCGGGUGCCUCCAUGCGGUCAACCGCCGAUGUUAAGGAAACCCUGCGUCGCUUUAAUGGUAUCUUUUAA
This is a messenger RNA of Fusarium keratoplasticum, 1929 nucleotides long. RefSeq lists its product as uncharacterized. The record is from RefSeq and is a predicted model, not a curated record. Lineage: Eukaryota; Fungi; Ascomycota; Sordariomycetes; Hypocreales; Nectriaceae. The coding region runs from base 1 to 1929 and encodes 642 amino acids. The transcript is spliced from 2 exons.